AUGGUCCUGGUUGAUCGUGAGGGAUAUGCCCACGAAGGCUAUGCCGUCUCAGGGGGAAAACCUAUGGGCGUGAUCGUCAGGCCGGAUCAUACCAUUGGCGGCGUAAUGUUCGGAGUCGAGGGCAUGACACGGUAUUUGCGAGGCAUCUUUGCAUCAGUAUGA
This is a messenger RNA of Sparassis crispa, 162 nucleotides long. RefSeq lists its product as hypothetical. The record is from RefSeq and is a predicted model, not a curated record. Bases 1 to 162 code for a protein of 53 amino acids. Lineage: Eukaryota; Fungi; Basidiomycota; Agaricomycetes; Polyporales; Sparassidaceae. The transcript has a single exon.